This is a messenger RNA of Lactuca sativa (garden lettuce), 1383 nucleotides long. RefSeq lists its product as uncharacterized. Gene Ontology annotation, cellular component: cytoplasm. Gene Ontology annotation, molecular function: protein-lysine N-methyltransferase activity. Lineage: Eukaryota; Viridiplantae; Streptophyta; Magnoliopsida; Asterales; Asteraceae. The record is from RefSeq and is a predicted model, not a curated record.
UCGAAAUUCGUUUGUUGUUUGUUCCUAAAUUGGUUUGCCAGAUUCUCCAAGAGCAGUACGUUCCCAUCACUCUUCCCUCUCUGCAAAUCCUCUCUUUCUCUCCCUAGGGUUUCUUUUUCUCUAAACCUUCAAAAUUUGUCCCUCAAUCCCUCAUCUUCCGGGUAUGGCCGGAAUUCGGUUGCCUCCGGAAGACAUCGACAUCUCACAGGCGCGAGCCCUGUCAACCGCCGAUCUGAUCUCCGAUGACGACCGUUCUAUCGCGGCCGACUCUUGGUCCAUCAAGAGUGACUAUGGUAGUACCCUUGAUGACGAUCAACGUCACGCCGAUGCAUCCGAAGCUCUAGCAGCGGCCAGAUUUUGUGCUGCCUCUGAUUAUAGCUCUGACAAGGAAGAAGCUGAUGCUGAAACAUUUACAUUUACAUCCAUGCUGGGGUAUCAAAGUUACUGGGAUGCAACAUAUGCAGAUGAAUUGACAAAUUUUCGUGAACAUGGGGAUGCUGGUGAAGUUUGGUUUGGGGCAGAUGUGAUGGAAAUGGUUGCUUCCUGGACAAAAGGACUAUGCAUUGACAUUUCACAAAGACAAUUACAAAAUCAGCAUAAUGAUCUUGAUGACGACUCUGUCUCUGAGUCUGUUAGUCAAGAUUUAGCAGGAUGGAGUGUUGUUGAUGUUGGAACAGGCAAUGGGCUGCUUCUUCAAGAGCUUGCUAAACAAGGGUUCUCUGAUCUGACUGGAACAGAUUAUAGUGAAGGAGCAAUUAACCUUGCUCGAAGCCUUGCUAAUCGUGAUGGAUUUACUGGAAUCAAACUAUUAGUUGAUGAUGUUCUUGAAACAAAAUUGGAUAAAAAGUUUGAGCUAGUUAUGGAUAAGGGAACUUUAGAUGCUAUUGGUCUCCAUCAAGAUGGACCCAUUAAAAGGAUUAUGUAUUGGGAGUCUAUAUCAAGACUUGUAGCUCCUGGUGGACUAUUAGUGAUUACAUCGAGCAAUAAUACUAAAGAGGAAUUGGUGCAAGAAGUGGAGAAUUUUAAUCAAAGAAAGAUUGGGGAGGUGGAAGAAGAAGAAGAAGAAGGAAAGGGGGGUUUAUUGUGGUACUUGGAUCAUAUUCGUUCAUAUCCAACUUUUAUGUUUGGUGGAUCAGUUGGGUCUCGUGUUGCAACUGUUGCAUUUUGUUUUAGGUAAAUGGAUCUCAACAUAUAUGUCUUAACUGCAGAUGGUGUUUUGUGUUUUGUUAGGGGGAUUGAUAUGAUGUAAAAGUUAAUGUAGAAAGAAUUACUUUGUAUGGAAUCUAACAAACAAGUGCUUGAUUGGCUUUUUGAUGUGUUUAUUGUAAGUGGUUUCUUGUUAAGAACCUUGCAAAUUGCAAUACUACUAUAAUUUCAAAUCAA